AUGUUAAACAAAAUUUAUUACAGAAAAUUGCUAAUGCCUUUAAAAGCAGUGAAAUACCUGACAAAUCACAGUUUUAUGCCGAAGAGGAUCUAUCAAUGGAAAACAUCACAAUAGAAAUAGAUGGAGUGGAUGGUGGAAAUAGAUUUUAAAACAGAAGAUGGCGUUUUAAAACAGAAAAAAUCGUUGAAAAAUUACACGUCGAUGGUUCUCAGGGAGUCCUCUCUUACCGCCGUGUCAAAUAUCAUAUCAACCGAAAAUACAUAUCGAAAAGCUUUCAAGAUAUUCGUCCUGCUCUUCUGCUUUUCUGGAUUUUUCUAUCAGAGUUAUACGCUGCUUUAUCACAUUUUUCAGUAUCCUACUAUUGUGGACAUCCGUAUCGAAAAUCCAAAGACGAUCAAUAUGCCAGGGAUUACUUUUUGCAACAAUAAUGGAAUUAACAGAAAGAAAUUUUGUGCAACGUUUCCUGAGCGCUGUUAUGAAGCUGAUAAAGAUUUUUGCCGCAAGCAUCGUUCUUACUGCGGAAAAAAUGAAACGACAAUGGUACCGAAGGAAGAAUAUUAUGAGCUUCUCGAUAAUUUGACUUUAAAAGAUCUUCAAGAUAUAGGAGAAAAUGCCGAAGAUCUUCUUCUACAGCAAAGGAAUUUUGAAGAAGAAGAAGUAUUGGGACCUUUCAUUAGAGCAAAAAGCCUUGGUGGUUCUGGUAGAAUGGCAUGUUACAGCAUGUUCACCGUUAUUGAUAGCUAUAAGGAGCCUCAAACAACAGAUAUUCAAAAGAUGAUUGAGAUCCCUGCUUUAAUAAUGAUUUUCAAUGUCAGAGAAGACGAACAAUUCAUUCCUGGACAUAGGACGGGUCUGUUUUUGGCUAUUCAUUCCCCAUACGAAGGUUAUAACCCUACAGAGAAAGGAAUUUUCAUGAAACCGGGGAAAACAUAUAAAUUGUAUGUUACCACGGAGAAGGAAUUGUUGCUACCAUACCCUUACGAGACAGACUGCCUCGAUUAUAAUGAAAUGUGGGAAAAUAAUAAUAGAUCUGGGCCUCGACUGCAAGAAAUGUGUCAACACAAAUGUUUGCUGGACGCUACUUCGAAAUACCUGAAUUGCACUGCGCCGUUUGCGCUCUACCCUAGUGAUUUGAGAAUAUGCGGAAGUGAUGAAAUUUUCCACGAAAAAACUUUUGAAGAUUUCGGCGAAUGUGCCGAAAAUUGUAAAGAUGAUUGUGCGAAAACGAAAUACUCCGUGAACGUUCAAGAAAGAUAUACCAGUGAUUUUUUUUGGAAUGAAGCACCUGACGAAGAAGAAACUAAAUUGAUAAUUGUGGAAAUCAUCAUCGAUCAUUCAGAAGUUAUCACAUUUCUUCACAGGCCCCAGUAUCUGAGUGUCGAAACCUUCAGCUACAUCGGCGGUUUCAUCGGUGUAUGGCUGGGUAUUUCCCUCAUAGAAGUGACUGAUUUCGUGGAAUCCAUCUUCCGUAUCUUUCGCUAUGCCAUUAAAAAGAGAAACAUUUAAUAGUUUUAUAAGAAGAUAUUCGCAAAGCACAGAAUAUAUACGCAAGCUAUUGCCCAAUGUUUUUGGAAUUUCAAAUCUUCUAUAUACGGUAGCAUUAAUGAUUUUAGCGUACUUACAAUCCAAUCCUUCAAGAUACUCAAGGACAGAUUUUGAGCGGUUUCUAUGCUGAAUUUCUUUUGCUACAAUGAAUAAUUUAUUUUUAAGAGAAAUAUUAUGUGUGAAAAAGCAUACUUUACCAGAUUCAAAUCUUUGAUUUUGACACUGUCGAAUUUACGGGCAAUUUGGGGAAGUAAUUCUCGGGGUCCAUUCGCCCCGCCUAACCUUCUAAACAAGAUGUUUAUUAAUGAUUUUAAUCUCUUUAUAAACAGUUUUAAUUAGAGAACUUUAACGGAUUUUAUUAAAAAAUAUUUAAUUUCACAUCACUUUCAAGAGUGUUGUUUAAUAUAUCUUGCUUAUAAAAAAAUUCUAUAAUGAAAUUCAAAAGUAGUUAUUAAAAA
Molecule: messenger RNA, 2003 nt
Organism: Argiope bruennichi
Lineage: Eukaryota; Metazoa; Arthropoda; Arachnida; Araneae; Araneidae
Exons: 13
Coding region: 121-1506 (461 amino acids)
Biological process (GO): sodium ion transmembrane transport
Cellular component (GO): membrane
Molecular function (GO): ligand-gated sodium channel activity
Source: RefSeq, a predicted model, not a curated record